Molecule: messenger RNA, 8862 nt
Organism: Chlamydomonas reinhardtii
Lineage: Eukaryota; Viridiplantae; Chlorophyta; Chlorophyceae; Chlamydomonadales; Chlamydomonadaceae
Exons: 14
Coding region: 782-7498 (2238 amino acids)
Cellular component (GO): membrane
Source: RefSeq, a predicted model, not a curated record
AUCAUCAUAAAGGACAGUGAAGAAGGCCGCAGUCUUACUUGAUUGUGCAGCAGAGCGCCUUUGCUUGCGCUUCUCCUCCGACGAUCCAUCAAGGCCCUAGAGCUGUGUUAGCAUUAUACUGCAUGUUAUGGUAUUGCAUUUAGAGACUUUGCUCCUGUCCCGGCAGCGCGGUUUCCGGCUCCGUUCUCACGCUGCACUUGUUCUCGCGCCCUGGAAUGAAAUUCAGAUACUUAAGCUUAUUUCAAAAAGCGACAUCACAAAGUUGCAUUACCAAAAUCGCAGCGUAGCCCAAGCGCAAAGGAUUGCGCCACACUUUCGGCCCACCCCGCCCGAGAUAGCUGGGGCUGAUCAUUCGCCAGUAAGGAGGAAGAACUCCGGAAAUUGUCACGUGCUUGCGGCGGGCUUUCAUUUCCGCCCCCUGCUUUUCGCGCGCAAUCGUUGGUCAGGCGAGGUAGGGGUACGAAUCUGGCACAGUCCGACUUCACAGGCCGUCAAUUGUAGCAGCUUAGGUUCAUAUGCAUGCAUUUAAAAAAUGGAAUGACAGGCGCCGAACACGUUUGUGCGGAACUUCACAGGUGACAGUGUCGAGGUUAAACUUCACCAAUCGGGGCUUUGAGGCAACCAAAUAGGUUCAGAGAAUUGAUGCACACGUAUCACCGCUUCAAUACGCAGUGCAAAUUGGUGCUUGACGAAAUUCCGCCGCACGAACCGGGUUUGCGAUAUCUUUCACAAUUCAUCGUUUCAUUCCUACCAACUUAAGACCUUUUUGGCGAGCGCUUUAAUGUGGAGCGCUCGGUGGCUCCAGCAGCAUUAUUGGCGAUGCUCGCACCGCCGAAGGUGGUCCGGCGAUCGCCCGGCUAAGAGCUUCAUAGCAGCGGCAGUGAAGUUUCUGUAUCUGGCUGCCAUGAUGAUUGCGCUGCCCGUCGCGGCUCAGGUGCCGUCAACCUCCCGGUUCCCGCCACCACCUUUCUCCCGCUCGCCUGCACCUCCAUCGCCCCAGCCGCCCCGACCUCCCUCCCCAGCCGCCAACUCUUCCGUCCAGUCCGAGGCCCUCGCUCCCUCACCUUCUGCCCUUGACAGCACCUAUUCCGACUAUUCUGAUCUCCUAGAGGAGCUCGUGAGCUCGCUCCCUGUCCCCACCGCUACAGCCGGCGAUGCUACGGCCUAUGAACAGGCGGGUCUCGCGUCGCCGGCUGCGCGCUACUGCGCCAGCCUCAGCGCCUCCCUCGACCUGCUCUACUAUGGGCUGCUGCCCUCCCUGAAUCGCACGCUCAACGCCUCGGUCGGUGGCACGCCCCCAAGCAGUCGUCGCUUCGGUCUGAUGAUAAAUGCGGUGCCGCACUGCCGCACGCUGCAGAGCCUCUUCCCCUGGCUGCUUCAGGCGCUGGGCGACGGCGGCAUUGGGUCGGGCUGCUACUCUGUCGCCUUCUCCUCCUCCGUGGAACUGACCCUGACACCUGUUACGAGCGCGGACCUUCUGCUUGAGACCGGCAGGGCGGUGGCGAGCAACCUGAUCAAUUUGAGCCUGGACUUCUGCAACGGUGACAUGCCUGGCGACUGGGGCCAGCCCUACGGCUCGGAGAUUUUUUUUGUAACCAAGUUCGCGACCGCCACAAUCCUUCGUGGCGGAGACGCGGCGGGCUCCUCGCCGCCUGCCCGUGGAUUUGACUGGUGGACGGCUAGCAGCCCGCCGCCGCCGACACUGUACGACAACGGGUACGGUUACAGCAGCAGUGGUGGUUGGUAUUACGACCCGAAUUACGGCCUGACCUACGGCCGGCGGCGGCUGCUGUCGUUGCUAGAGGAGGACGCUGCGUCGGGGCGCGACAGGUCGCUGCUGGCGGCGGACUCGUACGGCAAUGGCGGCGGCGGCUCGGAUUCCGAGGAGGGCUUCAUGAGCGUGUUUGCCGAUGCAAUGCGUGAGUCUGGGGCUGCUGGCCGCGCCAUCGCUGACGGUGCCCACAAGCCCGGCGGCGACGGCCACGACAUCACUAUUAGCAGGCUCAGAUGCGGCAGCGCCGGCGGCUCUGGCGUUGGCAGCGGCUUGUCGGGGAUUUGGCGGCGCCUGCUGUCAACCCUGAGGCUGCGCGGCGGUGGCGAGGAGGCGGUGGCUGCUGGCGAGAGGGCACCUGCUGCGGUUGCGCGCAGCCACCGGCGGCGGCGGCACCGUGGUCGGUACCUGAUGCAGUCAGGCACCAAUUCCACCAACUCCUCCAAUUUGUACGUGGUGCUGGCCAACCGGUCCACUGACUCCACCGGCCGCGUGCUGCGUGGGCGGCCGGAGGCAGGCGUUGCGCCAAACGGAGACCUUGGGAGCAUCUGCGAUGACAACUUCUCCGAGGGCUCUGCGGCUGUCAUCUGCCGCCAACUAGGCUACCCCGGCGGCGGACUUGCCUACUCCAGCGCGGUGUUCGGCGACGCCACACGCCCCUUCAUCCUGGAUGAACUGAACUGCACAGGCUUGGAGAGCAACAUUGGCCGGUGCCGCUCCAACCCGCUCUGGACCCACAACUGCUUCCCCAACGAGGCCGCGGGCGUGGUGUGCUUUCCGUCCUUCAACGUGUCGUCGUACUGCGCCGACGUCGUCGCAAACGUGCCACGUGUCUACCCCACGCCCACGAAUACCACGCCAGACCCUAGCACGUGGAGCCGCGACCAACGGCUGCAGCGCUGCGGCGAGCUGAUGGGCUUGGCGGCGGCCGCCUCCACACUUGUCGGUUACAAGUUUCCGGGGCAGUACAUUUCGUACCGCGAGGUCCAGUCGUACGCCUGCGGCCGUGAGAAUGUCGUACCCGCCAUGACGGCCUGGGUGGCGGCGUGGCGGCGCGAGGUGGCGGCGUCCGGCUGCACCGAGCUGAUCGUGCCGUACCUUUGGAUGCAGCGCCUGGGCGGCACGGUCCCGACGGCGCCGUCUCCGCCGCCAGUGUCCUUCAACACCUCCGCCUUCCGCCGGCCGCCGCCGCCGCCGCUGCCGCCGGCCCCGCCGUCGCGCAACAACGACAGCUGCCCCACAGCUAUGGCGGUGUGGCCCACGCCUGCGGACCGCGCCGCCAGCGAUGCGGCGGCGCCGUACGGCACGCCCGCGGUGCCCGCGCCCACCACCUACAUGAUCCUGGAUUACGUGUCGGCGCCAUCCUCGACUUCUGGAUCCAGCGGCAGUACGAACAGCAGCGUGUCAUCGCCGCUGGACAUGACCUGCACGCCGCCCUCCGCCUGGCUGGCCGCUGGAGGCGCCCCCAGCCGCUACGUCCGCAGCAGCAACGGCGGCAGCAGCAGCGUUGCGCGUGGCCCUGCCCCCAGCACUUUUAACAGCAGCUUCCGUUCGCCUCCGCCCUCGCGCGCCCCGCCGCCGCCUUUCGGCUACAGCUUCGGCUUCCCUCCACCGCCGUCCAGGUUCGGCAACAACAUCAGCAGCCCAAGCAGCUCGACAUUCAACUCGUCCAUCUCUGGCGCCGGGCGCCGUCUGUUCCGCCGAGCGUUGGUCGAUGCCACGUUGGGCGCGGCCGUGACUGCCACUACGGGCGCCCCGGCGCCGCCGCCGCCGCCGCCGCCGCCGCCGCCACUGUCCGCCGCCGCUGCGUCGCUCCUCCGGUACGGCGCCUCAGGUGCCAUGUGGGCCUCUGCUUCCGCCGCCUUCGCAAGUGUGUGGUCGCCGCGUGACCUGGUCAACGUGUCAACGCUGACACGAACCCUGGCACGCGGCGGCCCCUCCUGGCUGCCCUCCCGCCUCUCCGACCGCCGCCACCUGCUCUCAACGCUCGAAUUAUUUUCGCGCCCGGGCGGAAUCGACCUGGUGAGCUCCGGUAUCCUCGACACGGUCCGCUGGGCCCUCGCGAGCCUUCCCUCGCCCCCGCCGCCACCCGACGCCAACCGCCCGCCGCGCCCGCCGUCACCCCCACCCUUCCGCUGGACCGACAUUGGCGACAUAAAAGACGUCGCCGUUACCGACGCCGCGCCGCCGCGCCCGCCACUCCGUAACAUCGUCUCCGGCGGCCUCUCCGACGGCGGCAGCAACAGCCCGUCGCCGCCCGCGCCGCCUUCUCCGCCGUCUCCGCCGCCGCCAGGGCCCCGUGCCCCCUUGAGCCCACUGGCUGCGGCCAUGCCUCUCAAGCCCACGUGCGUUGCGUAUGACUCAUCCUGGACACAAGCCGACGGGUUCCGGUCAGACUUCGCCAUGUUAGAUUUCCUUGCGUCCAACGCCGCCUCGUCCGACGGCGGUAGGGACGGUUGGGGCCAGCAGGUCAGCCAGACGGAGACGGAGCUGUUGUACUGCAACGCACGGCAGGAGCUCAAGACGCGCCACACGGUCUCGGGCAUUGCCAUCACCGGGCUCGGCCUGGCCGGCAGCGCGGUCUCGACCGUACGAGCGCUGCUGGGCGGCGCGCGGCCUUUCAAUGGCACCGCCGCUAUCCCGGCGGCCAACCUCGCCUUUCUGGAUCUUUCCGGGAACGCGCUAACCGGCGGCGUGCCGGCAAUCCCCGUGCCCGUGCUGCACGUCAACCUCUCUUCCAACCGCUUGAGCGGCGACCUGCAAAACCAACUGAAAAACAACCUAACCGCCGCCGCCUUCACAGCCACGCUCGUCCUGGACCUCUCCAACAACGGCUUUACCGGCCAACUGCCAACACGCAUCGACGUUGCCGCCCCCGCCACCAACAGCAGCGCUUGGGGCGCACUGCUUACCAGCGCCGUUCGCAUCGACUUCUCCGGCAACGGGUUCACCGGCUCGCUCCCCGCGGACUGGGCUCCCCUGCUUGCUCAGAUGGACCUCGUGGUCAGCCGCAACCCGGGGCUCACCGGUGGCGUGCCGGCGGAAUGGAUUGCCGCAGCCCGCGGCCUGCCCCCUUGCGGUGAUGGCGGCAGCGGCCCUUUCUCAUUGGGCAGCCUGAUCACCGCCACAGCUCCACCGCCCAGCAGCCCGCCUAGCCCGGCGCCUGGCGGCGGUGAGGCGGCGUUAGGAGACAGUGCGUCCAGCAACCCGCCGCGUCAGGGAGCGCUGUUGAUUGACCUGAGUGGCUGCACGGGUCUCACCGGCCGCUUCACACAUACCGCCGACUUCAGCACUCUGCGGGUCCGCGGCACGCAGCUGCAGCUGGACUGGAACAAGCUUCCCGCGGCGGAGCGCAAGUGGACUUACGUGGUGGAUCGCGUCGCUCGCGACCACAUGGACUUUGAGCAGGUGGCUUACCGCAAGAGCGGCAUCAGCAAUGUCCUGACCCGGGCGUCUCUUUUGGACCCAGAUGAGGUAAUGCUCGUGUGUGACGCCAUCGAUGAGCAACGCAACGCCGAGCGCCGCACCGCCAUCAGCGCCGUCGGCAGCAGCACGGGCAGCAGCACCGGCAGUAGCAGCACCAGCGGCGGCAGCAGCAUCGGGGGAGACGCGACGGUGGUCGUGGCUGUCACGGAGCCCUGGCCCCGUGUGCGCAACUACCUCGAGGUGCACGACAGCUACACAGAGUGGCAGACGGACCCCGCCGUGUGGUGCUACGGCGGAGCGGAGGCGCGGGGCAUUGUGGCCUUGAAGGUCUGGCUACCUGUGAUCAUCAUCUCCGUCCUGGCAUGCGGCGUCGCGCUGCCCGCCCACUACAUCCGGGAGCGCGUCCGCAACCGCGCCGCCGCCCGCCGCGCCGCCUGGAAGCAGCAGCAGCAGCAACAGCAGCAGCAGAACCAGCUGGCAGAGAGCAAGGACGGCAAGAAGAGGCCUGUGAACACGCUGGCCGCACCCAAGGGGCGCUUUACCAGGGCCUGGCACAAGUUCAAGGGAGUCAUGGUGCCAGUGAUUGACGUGGUGGAGCCGCGACUCGUCCUGGCCCUGUACUGGGUGGACCUCAUCUCGGACAUUGUCUUCAUUGCCGGCUACAAGGGCUGGAACCGCCAGCCCGCGCCCGCCAUCGCAGUCAUCGUCAUCCUUCUCGCCAACCUGACCGCCGGCUGGGUGCUCCACCUCAUCCACCUGCGCAAGCAGCUUGGCGACGGGCCCGCCGGCGGUGAGGGCUGGAGCGUGCUUCGUUGCAUCGUGGUGGGCAUCCUGACCGCGCCCUUUGGCAUUGCGCUGGAGUGGUUGUGGAACGGCUUCCUGACCGUCGUGACCUGCGUGACCACGUGGCAUGCGGUUGCCAAGGGCGACCUCAAGGCCCACGUGACCGCCGUGCAGCGCAUCACACGUGGAUGGCCGCUGCUGCUCAGCUACGAGGCAAACAUCCAGAUCUUCGAGACCACGGUGCUGUUGGAGCCAGUAAGUGAGUCUCUGCCUCAGGCCAUCGUGCAGACCACCUGCUACGUUGUCGGCCGCAAUGCGGGCAUGGUCAUUCUCACGCCCAUCUUCCUCUUCUCGGCCAUCCUGCAAGCCAUCAGCAUCUGCAAGUGCUGCCUGGUCCUGGCCUGGCGGGCCUACAAGUCCGGCAGCUGGACUGCCGUGCUCACUCUGCAGGACGAGGGCGCGGGCAAGAGCUUCAGCAUGGAGGACAAGGAAGAAGACAGCGACGAUGACAAAAACAACAAGAAGAAGGGCGAGGGCAAGGGCGAGGGUGAUGGAGAGGGCAGCGACGGCGCGGGCAGCGGCGCUGUGGAGGGAGGCGCUGGUGGCGGCGGGGGAGGCGCAAAGGGUGGCAAGCAGUCGCCCCAUUGCUCCCGAGCCACGACAUCUUCUGUGUCUGGCACGCUGACGGCCAUGAGCAGCAGCGGGCUGCAGGCCUCGGGGCCGCCGCCGCCGCCACCGGUACAGCCGCCGCCACCGCCCAGCAAUGCUCAGGUGGCCAAUUUCGCGGGCGUGUCCGCCUUCCUGAACCAGCAGCAGCAGAUGGCGGCACAAAUGCAGAUGCCAAUGCAGAUGCAGGCGCCGCCGCCAGCGAUGGUUGUGGCCGCGUCAGCGCCGCCCUUUGCGCCGCCGCCGCCCCUUCAGCCCAUGGGCCCGAUGCUGAUGUUUCCAUCGGCAGUGGCACCGGUGCCGCAGCCACCGCAAUCCGCGCUCCUGCAGCCGAUGCCCUUCUCUGCGCCGCAGCCGUCGGCGUCGCCAGUCACCAAAGGCGCCACAGCCUGGGGCCUGCGCGACUGGGCCUCGCUGGCGGCUGCCGCCUCCUCCAGGUUCACUGAUGGCUUCGCUGAGGCUCAGGAGGGAGAGGAGGAGGCGGCAGAGGUGGAAGCCGAAGCUGCCGGGGAGGCGGAGCAGGCAGAGGCGCAGGCAGCGGAUACAGAGCAGGGCGUGGUGGCCGCGCAUGACAUUGCAAUCCAGUUUGCUCCGGCCGCGUACUCCACGCCCGCGCCGCCGUCGCAGCAGCCCAUGCAGGCGCUACCCAUGCAGGCGCCACCCAUGCAGCAGCAGCAGCAGCAGCAGCAGCAGCCGGUAGAGCUGCCCUUGGGCUACAGCCCGCUCACAGCGCACCUCCACGGCUACCGUGCUCCUGGCCCUGCCCCAGACUCCGCGGCUGAGGACGGCACUAGUUCCCUCAGGGGGGCCUGGUCUGCGAUGCGAGGCAUGUGGCGUGGCGGCCGCAAUUGAGGAAGCAGAACAGUGGACGUUCAUUAACGGCGGGGCUGAUUUGUUGACAAGAUGAACCUACUUCGUGGCCGGGCUAGCCCCUGACUGGUAGGCAAUUGUAGAUAUCUGGGUUCUGGCCCUUGCACUAUCGGUGCGUGUCUGAGCACGUGCCUGAGCACGUGCUAGCUGUUGUGUGUUACUGCGCGAUACGUACCCUUAGCAGGGUUCAUGCAGUGCACAAGACUUCGGAGAUGCUUUGCGUGAUUAGCUCGUUGACAGCUUGUGGCUUUGAUUUCAUGCCUUCAUGUAUUCGUGUGCGCUGUGCUUAGAGUAGUGCACCAGGCAGACACGCACGGCAUGCAUCUCGCAGGCUUCUCGACAUGCACAGCGUAUGGCUACUAAUACGUAGUAGGUGCUGCGUAUUUAUUCGCCCAGCAAGUGGUCUUCCUCUUGUGACAUAGAAGGCUAAAAACACCCUGGGUCCACGAGGCGGUGGUACUUUGCUCCUUACACUGCUAUGCCUUACUUGCUUGAUUGGUUAGUCUGGGCCCCGACCGUGCAUGCCAUUAUAACACCCCACCGCUGUGUGCCAUCACGUGUGUGUGUGUUAAAGAGCACAAGGAAAACAUUGCGAAAGACGGUGGACGGAGUCCGGGUGUGUGUGUGUGUGUGUGUGUGUGUGUGUGUGUAUGUGUGUGUGUGUGUGUGUGUGUGUGUGUGUGUGUGUGUGUGUGUGUGUGUGUGUGUGUGUGUGUGUGUGUGUGUGUGUGUGUGUGUGUGUGUGUGUGUGUGUGUGUGUGUCAAAAAAACAAACGAAAGGCCGCCCAACGACGUGAAAGUGCUAGGCCCAUGUAUACUGUGCACACAAGUCUUGUGUCUUUGCACACAAACCAGAAGCUAGUCGAUGCUGUGCUCGGCGUGUGUCGGCAGUGCUGCAUUUGAAGUAUGAGGCCCACAGUGACCAUAAUGCAUCGGUUACAAGACGGACUCGCUGACGGGAGUCGCAAGCGAUAUAUGCCCUGCUGGACCCUUGAUUGCCUGGACCUCAGGGGCGCGUCACCUACAACCUUGCCUACAACGCCGAUAAACUACUCUGUUUGUAGGCUUGCUCUUGCAUAUUGGCAUGUUUGUGGGCGGGCGGGCGGGGGUUGCAAGGGUGGAUUCGGCUGAAACCGGCAUUUAUACAACGACAAGGCCUGAAGCGAAAUGAUGCGAAAAUAGAGCGAUAAGAGGGUGUCAGCUUUGUACAGCUGCAAAAUGGGCUGUGCCCCGCAGCAUCAGGGCGGACUGACUGCAAAUCGGGUAGACGGCGGACGAUGGCCCCACGUCAACGGGAUGAGAGGCAUUGACCUUGCGGCUAGCAUGGCCACGGUGUGCAUAUUCAC